Molecule: messenger RNA, 1503 nt
Organism: Aedes albopictus (Asian tiger mosquito)
Lineage: Eukaryota; Metazoa; Arthropoda; Insecta; Diptera; Culicidae
Product: carboxypeptidase B1
Exons: 3
Coding region: 75-1319 (414 amino acids)
Biological process (GO): proteolysis
Molecular function (GO): metallocarboxypeptidase activity; zinc ion binding
Source: RefSeq, a predicted model, not a curated record
CAGUAUAAAUACUUCGCUUGACAACAAGUUGAUUUCAGUUACUCCAUUGUUCAUCCAGCAAGUACACAGCAAAAAUGAUUAUACAACACCUCCUGCAUCCCAUCUUGGCCGUUCUCUGUGUCCUAAGCUGCGUCAGUUCGAAACCGUACGAUGGUUACAAACUGUACGAAGUGCCCAUCUCCACUGGCCACGAAGUCCAGCUUCUGCUAUAUCUUCAGCACCACCGUCCCAGUAUCGACAUUUGGGCCUUGAACAAGCUCGGUCCCAAGCGGAUGCUUGUGCCGGCGAAUUUGCAGAAAACGGUCGAACACUUCUUCAAGGACCAACACAUCAACUACACCGUCAAGGUGGAAGAUUUCGGAAAGAAGUAUUCCGUGAGACAAGCGCCGUUGAUGCAACUGGAGGAUCCGACGUUCCUGAACAGCUAUCCAACGUACGAUGAGAUCAACGACUAUUUGGUUCAGCUUGCGACGGAGAACUUUGAGUGGAUUCGGUUCCGUAUCAUUGGUUGGUCGGUGGAAGGUCGUCCGAUCCGGGCGAUCACAAUCAAUCCGGACAAACAGAGAACGAUCAUUGUGGACGCAGGGAUCCAUGCGCGGGAGUGGAUUACCGUGUCUACCGCACUGUACUUGAUCAAGAAACUGAUUGAGGAUAGCGAUCAGUACAGGAUUCUACAUGAGUACAAAUGGGUGAUCGUGCCGUUGGUUAAUCCCGAUGGGUACAUCUACUCGAUGGAAACAGAUCGUUACUGGAGGAAGAACAGAAGACGUCUGAGUGAUAAGUGCGUUGGGGUUGAUUUGAACAGGAAUUUUGGAUUCAGGUGGGAUGUAGGAGCGUCGCUGUUCUCCGGUGAAUGUCAUCCAGGGUUCCGCGGCUAUGCACCGUUUUCCGAACCGGAAAGUAGAGCUCUCAGAACAGUUUUCGACAACAAUCCGGAAGCCGAGCUUUACAUCAAUUUGCACAGCUUUGGGGGUUAUUUGAUUUAUCCGUGGAGCUAUGAGAGUACUCCGGUGGCGAAUGUCGGAGAUUUCAAGCAAGUUGGAGUUGCGGCUGCGAGGGCCAUGUGGCACUACAGUCACCAGGAGUAUAAAGUGGGAUCCAGUGCGGAAAUUCUGCGCUAUCAGGCCAGUGGAACCAGCAUCGACUAUGCGUACUCGGUUGGCAUAGACUACCCAUUUGCAAUGGAGAUCGCCGAGUUUGGCUAUAGUGACUUCCAACCUCCAACGAAUGCCAUUGCUGACAUCGUUAAGGAGUCGUUCGUUGGCAUUAAGGAGCUCGUGUAUGCAGUUCGAAAGCUUAAAACACAACAAAAAGGAUAAUUGAGAGAUCAUCCAACGCGGAAUAGAGUUAUCUUCAAUUGACCAUUUUGUAGUAUUUUGUUCGAUGGGACCCUGGCUUGAAGUGAUGUGUUAAUUUUUGCAGUGAUCGAAAAUGGUCAUAAGAAUCGCCAAUAAAUUAUUUUAAAUUCGUUGGAUAAGUAUUGAAAUACACACCCAAAACAUA